This is a messenger RNA of Laetiporus sulphureus 93-53, 478 nucleotides long. RefSeq lists its product as uncharacterized. The record is from RefSeq and is a predicted model, not a curated record. Lineage: Eukaryota; Fungi; Basidiomycota; Agaricomycetes; Polyporales; Laetiporaceae. The transcript has 2 exons. Bases 128 to 418 code for a protein of 96 amino acids.
GCGGAACCAGAAGGCGAUGGGUCCAUUUGAAUGGGACGGCACAUUGCUAUUCCGUCGCCAUGAAAGUUCGAGAGGUCGUACAUGAAACGAGGCAGGUCUCAUCAGGUUCUCCGAAUGCCCGUGUGAUAUGUAUGGGACGGCAGGUGAUCCGUUUGAGAAGGUCCAUGGAUAUCAUUUGGUAAUUCAUGAACAAGCCACUGGUGCUGCUUUCCCGCAUCAAAUUGGACUUGCGCAAGCUGGUCUCGCACGCAUCAGGCACUCCAGAGUCCAGACAGCACAGAUCCCUACCUGGCACUCUCUCAACUCGGCAUGUAUUUCUGUGUUCUACCAGCGCGCAUUCUUCGAUGGACGAGAACGAGCCCAUCACACGCUUCUCUCACCUGGAUCUCAGCUUCGCCGACAGUGGAAUUUCGGGUGACAUAUCCCCUGGGAGGCAUUCGUGCCGCUGACAGAGCAGCCUAUUUUUUGUUAUGCAGUC